AUGUCUCGCGGCAGCCGAGAGGCGACAUCGGGGAUUCUGAAGGGUUCUAUGCGAGAUAACUAUUCCGAACACGGUGUAGAGCAGUACUACAAAAAGGUGGGCGCAACAUAUCGCAACCCACAUUUCCCUGGCGUGCGCAGUUGUAUAUUCUCAUGGCUGAAUAGGUGGUGGGCAACAGAGUCGAACGACCCUAGAUCGCACCCAGAAAAGCUUGUAGUCUUUGAUAUGGCAUGCGGUGAUGGUGAAGUUACCCUGUCGGUAUUAGAAUGGUGGCAAUUGAGCCAAACAACCGCCAUUGAAACGAAGCACACCUUAAUAGACGAUAUGGGCGAAGGAAAGGAGCGAGUGUCCGCACUUCGAAAAUUGCGAGCAAGGGAGCUUCGACCAGUCACUGUCAGUUCACAGCUUCCUAGGCCAACCGUCCUCGCAGCAGAUCCAUUUACAGCGGAAGCGUAUCACGCUCGCGCUUCCCUCCAUUGCUCUCCGCUCUCCUUCCGACAGAUCGCUGAAGGAGCGUUGCCCGUCGUCUGCUCCUCGAAUACCUCCAGUGACGAGCAAAGCAAUGGGAAUGAGGACGUGCAUUACGCUGCGGAAGGAGACGACACGCUAUACAUAGAUAUGGUGAUCUGCUCCUUUGCCCUGCAUCUGAUUGAAACACCGUCCGAACUUUUUGCACUAUUAUGGGAGUUGAGCACCAAAUGCCGAUGGUUGGUCGUCAUCGCCCCUCACAAGAAGCCUGACAUCAAGGAUGGCUGGGGAUGGUGUAAAUGGAACGUCGAGACAUGGACACAGUGCCCCAUGAACGAGUCACAAGGCGAAUUUCUGCAAGAAAGAGUUCAUUGUCGCAUAUACCGGAGCUUGAAUGCAUAUUAA
Molecule: messenger RNA, 873 nt
Organism: Laetiporus sulphureus 93-53
Lineage: Eukaryota; Fungi; Basidiomycota; Agaricomycetes; Polyporales; Laetiporaceae
Exons: 8
Coding region: 1-873 (290 amino acids)
Source: RefSeq, a predicted model, not a curated record